ACAGCCGCUUCCAGUACCACAGCCACAUGUGUUGAAAGAGUCGAUUUAUCGCAACAAUUCUCCUAUAAAAGCGUCUUGGAAAGGAUUGAUUGCUUUAUGGACGAAGAAAGCUUUGUGAAAGGAAACACCCCGAUAACAUUUUCAAUUCUCUAAACGUUGCUACAUCCAAUAAUGUCUCUCCUGGAGACGAAUGAAGUGAAAACAGACCUAGAAACACAACCUGUGUUCAGUGAAGACGAGUUAAAUGACUGUAAACCAGAGAAAGAUGAAGAGGAGAAAGCAGACAGUGCUGAAGAAGAUGAGCAGGAGAUGAACUCUGAGGAAGACAUUAAUGAUGGUGAAGCUUUUCACAUGGAGAUUGAAGAUGAUGAUGAUGAUGAUGAAGAAGACGAGUCUGACAAGCCAAAGGGCAAGAAAUGUGUUCCAGGUAUCGUGUAUUUGGGACACAUUCCUCCAAGGAUGAGACCGAAACACAUGCGGAAUCUCCUGAGUGCGUAUGGAGAGAUCGGGAGGAUCUUCUUACAGCCUGAAGAUCGAUGUGUAAAAAGAAAGAAAAAGAAGGCCGGCUGCAAAUCAUCCAGUUUUACAGAGGGCUGGGUGGAAUUCAGAGACAAACGGGUCGCUAAGAGAGUCGCGGCCAGUCUUCACAACACACCCAUGGCCAACCGGAAGAGGAGCCGCUUCAGCAGUGACCUGUGGUCCAUCAAAUAUCUGCACAGGUUCCAGUGGUGUCAUCUCAGCGAGCGUUUGGCCUACGAACAGACAGUUUAUCACCAGCGCAUGAGGACCGAAAUCUCUCAGGCUAAGAAGGAGACCAACUUCUACCUGGCCAGCGUGGAAAAGAGCCAGAGCCUGGAGAAACUCCGGAAGAAGAGGGCGAAGAAGGGAGAGGUCGUGGAGGAGAAAACGUGGGACUACAAACAGCGUCCUACAGAGGAGGAGAUCCACCUGAAACGCUUUAAGAGCAAAGGCAUUUCCAAGAAGAGCCUCCAGAAGGCGCAAGAGAAGAGCAAAAGCAUCCAGGACAAAGCACAAUCCAACGUAUCCCUCCUGGCCAAGAUCUUCAGCAGUAGCAAAGCCCGGGAUUGAUGCGCUGAGAACGUUCAGGUGCUUUCAGCUUUCGUUGACACCACAGAGUAUAAUCAAGGAGUUUUCUUGUGUAUUUGAGAUGCAUUUUUCAGAUUAUUUGGCAACGUACAGAUUCUAAACUCAUGUUUUGCAGCAUUUUUGACAGAAUAGAUGUAACUCACAUGCAGAGUGUUCUGAUUUAUAUAUCUCAGCAGUAAAAACGCUGCACUAUCAUUCUGAAAAAGUCUUUAUUUUCCCUUGAAAAGAAACUGAAUGUCAAAUUUUGUUGAAAAACAAGGCUAAAAAUCUGUCAUUAUUAAAAAAAACGACUAAUAUCCCAA
Danio rerio (zebrafish) is the source of this 1409-nucleotide messenger RNA. RefSeq names its product activator of basal transcription 1 (gene abt1). Gene Ontology annotation, biological process: regulation of DNA-templated transcription. Gene Ontology annotation, molecular function: nucleic acid binding. NCBI's taxonomy places the organism in Eukaryota, Metazoa, Chordata, Actinopteri, Cypriniformes, Danionidae. The record is from RefSeq and is marked provisional. Gene Ontology annotation, cellular component: nucleolus.